AUGCUCUGGAAACAAUUGUUCAAGGCGGCACUGGUGCCUGCUCUCGCAUCUCCUGUGCUGUCGGUUCCAACCAAAAGUCAUAUGGUGGGAAUUGUCGAGAACUACACAGUGGCUGACUGGGAGACUGAUAUGGCUUAUGCCAUGGAGAUUGGAAUUGAUGCUUUUGCACUCAACAAUGCCAAGGUCGACAGCUACACCCCAACUCAGCUAGCCAAUGCAUACCAGGCUGCCGAAAAUGUUGGCUUCAAAUGUUUUCUUUCCUUUGAUUUUGCAUACUGGAGCAACGGAGAUACUUCACAAAUUACAGCAUACAUGAAUGAGUAUGCUGGGCACCCUGCUGCCAUGCAAUAUAACGGUGGUGCCGUAGUGAGCACCUUCGUUGGCGAUAGUUUUGACUGGGGACCAGUUAAAUCUGGCACCUCACACCAGAUAUUUGCUAUUCCCAACUUGCAAGACCCUGCAGAGGCCAAUUCUCUUCAAACUUCUUUUGACGGAGCCUUCUCGUGGUACGCUUGGCCGACAGAUGGUGGGAACAGUAUUAUUCCUGGCCCUAUGACAACUGUAUGGGACGACAGAUUUGGGACUGACCUCAAGGGAAAACCAUAUAUGGCUCCUGUUUCUCCAUGGUUCUCAACCCACUUCAACUCAAAGAAUUGGGUAUUCAUCUGCGAGGAGCUGAUUACCGACAGAUGGAAUGAAAUGCUCUCUUUGCAGCCAGAACUGAUUGAGAUUGUUACCUGGAACGACUACGGCGAGUCUCAUUACAUUGGGCCAGCGGAACCCCACCACACGGACGAUGGGUCUUCAGAAUGGGCAGCAGGUUUUCCUCAUGACGGCUGGAGGAUAAUAAUGAAGCCAUAUAUUGCCGCCUACAAAGCCGGAGCCAGUACCCCAAGUGUUUCAGAAGACCAACUGGUGUAUUGGUACCGGCCAACGCCCUGGGACGUGACAUGCACCGGAGAUUCAUUAGGGCCGCCAAACGGAAGAGAACUUCUCGCUGAUGUCGUAUUUGCUACCACUCUGCUGACAAGCCCAGCACAGCUGACUGUCACGAGCGGCAGCAACGCACCGGUAACAAUAGAUGUACCUGCAGGUAUCUCGACCUGGAACUUUACAAUGGGUCUUGGCUCUCAAACCUUUGAGGUUGCGAGGAAUGGUGCUACUAUUAUGGGUGGAACCAGUAGUCUUCAAAUCACGGAUACUUGCGUUUACUAUAAUUACAACGCAUACGUGGGCUCGUUCAACGCCACUGGUGGCACAACAACCCCAACCCCACCACCGCCAACUUCAAGCUCUUCAUCUUCAAUUACUUCAAGCUCUACUAUCAGCUCCUCAAGCUCCUCAACGCCAAUUACCACCUCCUACUUCAUGUAGGUUUCCUUUAACAGUCCGACAAUAGAUUUAAGCACUCCUUUUGCAAAUUUUCGUCCUCGGUUUUUCUGUAUUUUCCUAAGUAAAG
Molecule: messenger RNA, 1459 nt
Organism: Amorphotheca resinae ATCC 22711
Lineage: Eukaryota; Fungi; Ascomycota; Leotiomycetes; Helotiales; Amorphothecaceae
Product: glycoside hydrolase family 71 protein
Exons: 4
Coding region: 1-1374 (457 amino acids)
Biological process (GO): mating projection tip cell wall disassembly
Molecular function (GO): glucan endo-1,3-alpha-glucosidase activity
Source: RefSeq, a predicted model, not a curated record